Lepus europaeus (European hare) is the source of this 264-nucleotide messenger RNA. RefSeq names its product beta-defensin 36-like. Lineage: Eukaryota; Metazoa; Chordata; Mammalia; Lagomorpha; Leporidae. Gene Ontology annotation, biological process: innate immune response. The coding region runs from base 1 to 264 and encodes 87 amino acids. The transcript has 2 exons. Gene Ontology annotation, cellular component: extracellular region. The record is from RefSeq and is a predicted model, not a curated record.
AUGAAGCUUCUUUUCCUGUCUCUUGCCAUCCUUCUGGCCAUGGAACCCGCGAUGCCAGGGGAGUGUUGGCUGCACGGACACUGCCGCUUGGUGUGCAGGGAUGGUGAAGACCACGUCAUCCGCUGCCACAAUCGUAAGCGAUGCUGUGUCCCUGAACGCUACUUAACAAUCCAGCCAGUGACGAUUGAUGGGCGGCUUGACUGGACCACUCCCCACGUGACUAAGAACGGCCAUAAACGCAAUAAAAAUAGAAACCGGGGAUAG